AUGGCCUUAGAGCACCCGCAGUGUGGGUGUCGAAGCUGGGUCUAUGCAUUUAAUGCAAACAAAGGACCCAAGGGUAGUUUUAGUAGGCUGCUCGCCACUGAUCCCAGGAAUCCAAGAGCAGAUAACACAAACUUCCAGCACAUCCCAAAUUUCACACGCAACACUUUCAACCAGAAUCAGUUCCUCAUCCCACAACCACCAUUCAACCAGACUCAGUUGCCCACCCCACCACCACCAUUCAACCAUUCCCAUUAUCCCCAACAUAGUUCGCCUACUCAGGUCAUGCACAACCUGAAUCCCUUUGGUGGUGUAAGCAACCUCCAGCAGUAUGCCCAAUUCUCACCAAGUUAUCAAGAUUCAGCAACCCCGCAAUCGCAAAUAAGAAAGGUGGAGCAAGAUGACCAAAAGCAAGAUUCAAGCGGCAGCAGCCCGGAUGAACGAAGGAGGGCUGUGAGAAUUAAUUACAGUGAGGUCGAGAACCUACGCCUUGUUCUGAAGAAAGAACCCAAAUGGUAUAGAAGUAUACCUGGUACAGAUUGUUCAGACAAGAACAAAAGGACAAAAAUAGAUGAAUCUAGAGCAUACACUUCAUCUUCCAACCAAGACACAGAUGAGGCGGAGACAUUCAAAGAAGUGCGCCCAGAGGGGCAGAAGAAAGCAAAAGCUAGGAUGAGAGGAAAAGGAAAGGGAAAGGUCAUACCACAAUCUCCCCUAGGCUCGCAGCCAGAUGAAGACAUGGUUUUGUUUCACGAUGCUAUGUUGAAGAGAGCAAGUGCAUUAGAAAAAAUAACAGAAGCAUCCAAGGAGCAAGCUAGAAAUGAAAUGAUACAAAAGUACAUGGAUCAGCUAGAUAAGGAUACUUCCAACAUGAGUCCAACAGUACUGAAGUUGCAUGAACAACUCUUACAAAGUCUAGCCAAGGAACUAUUUCCAUCUUCCAACAACUAA
Molecule: messenger RNA, 948 nt
Organism: Miscanthus lutarioriparius
Lineage: Eukaryota; Viridiplantae; Streptophyta; Magnoliopsida; Poales; Poaceae
Source: the annotation of a GenBank genome assembly